AUGGAAAAUUAUACAAAUAUGGUUGAGUUUGAUAAUGAUAUGUUUAUUGAUGAUGGGGAAGAAAGUGAAGAAGCUGAUGCUGAUUAUAUAUCUGAUACUAAGAAUUUGGAUGAUCUUUUGCAGUAUAAUGAUAAAGAUUUAGAAAUUGAAGAAAU
Scutellospora calospora is the source of this 155-nucleotide messenger RNA. The record is from the annotation of a GenBank genome assembly. NCBI's taxonomy places the organism in Eukaryota, Fungi, Glomeromycota, Glomeromycetes, Diversisporales, Gigasporaceae.